GGUAGGGAGCAGAAGGCAGGGGAGGGGAGGAGGAGAACAGAGAAUCAGAAAUUCAAUAAAUUCAUACACACAUCAGGAUAAAACAUAUUAGUAUACAUGCAACAUAUACAUGAUACUUACAAGAUUGCAUAAUACAUACAAGAUAGUAUGAUACAUACAAGAUUGAUAGUGGAUAAAAAUAGAGCAUUCAAUGUAUUGGUUGCAAAACAACUUAGUGGGUAUACAGUGUGCUCAUAAUGUUACUAUUAUAAGGAUAAGCAGAGAAAUGAAGCAUAAAAACUAUAUAAAUGGUGGCAUUAAUUUGUAGGCAUACAAAAUAGGCACACAAUAUGUAUAGAUGUAUCAUAAGCAGAGCAGACAUUGUGAAUAACAGUUUGGUGGGAAUAGGCUGCUGGAAGCCGAGGGUUUCUGCAGGAAAGACUGCAGCAGCAUCCCAUAGUGGAGAGACAAAGUGCGUGGACAGAGCUAGGUUACCUUAUGCAUAUAUGUAAUGCUGGGUUAUGAUGAUGAGGAACAAUGUUAUCACAUCCAUCAGCAUUUUCAUGCAACUUGGGGAACACAGAACUACUACGAAAGAAUGCACAAAUUCUUGCAGGCCUAUUCCAGGAAAAAAACUAAAAAAAAAACGUCUCACCAGUUUCAACCAAUGCUGACCACUUUCGUCAGAACAGUAGCAGCCUAUUUACCUGAUCUGUGUGGUUUCAGACCAAAGCCGGCAGAUGUCACUGUUUCCCACUCCCAUUGCCUCACGGCCGCCUUGUCUCCUGAUUUGCGCAGCGUCGGAUGUCGUUUGGAGGGCUCGCGUUAUCACUGGCUCGGUGAGACGAGGGUUUGAAUGAGGAGGGUGUGUGAUUCUUCCGGGCGGUUCAUUCUCGCGAGGUGAGCCCACAAUACUACAGAAGCUUAAUCGGGGGAUUCCUUCUCUCGGUCUUUGGUUAUCUCUCAAUAACGUUACAUGAUUUUCCUCGUCGACUUCAUUAUAAGCCGGCUGAAAGGAGAUGCGCCGAGACAAACGUGGAUAUAUUAUACCGACAUCGCAGGAGGAGGGAGACAUGUAAAGUGUCCGAAGCGGCACCUGAUACCGAACGAGCAAGCACUAGGGACUAGCCUACCUCUCCAUUCUACUCCGUUAUAUUUUUGUUCAUUUUCAGAGCGCAUUGUUUUUCACAAGGCAGGAUAUUCUUCAUGUGGAUAUAAUUACCAACAACAAAGUCCAGAAUGGCUGAGGAAAUAUCAGAUGUUCCCAAAGAACUGCUCGAGAGCAUAAAGGAUGCGGUGGGGAGGAAGAUCAAACUGGCCGUGAAGAAGAGGGUUAAACUGGAGAUCAAAGGGGACAAGGUGGAGAACAGAGUUCUGGCACUCGCCUCUCAUCGGGCCUACGUCCUCACAGCACGGAUCCCCUCCAAGGUAGAGCAGACUUUCAAUUAUUUGGAGAUUCAAGGAAUCACUUGCAAUAAGCCCACGCAGCUGGCCAUAGAGUAUGAGAGGGGCCAGGUGUCACUGAAGCUGGCUUCAACAGAGGAGGUGAAUGACCUGGUGGCCCACAUAGGCAGCUGUCUUCAAAGGAUAUGUCCAGGCCUGUCCCCGCCGAAGGUGAUGAAGAAGCUGGUGAUGGAACCAGCAGACAGACUGAGCAGUCUACAGAAUGCUUGGGACAGCCAGAACCUCCCCGAGCCUGGACCGUGUGGGGGAUUCUCUCAGCAGUACCGCUGUGUGUGUGACUGGCUCGGCCUGCCCUACAGAGAGGAGGUCCAGUGGGAUGUAGACACAAUCUAUCUGACCCAAGACACCCGAGAACUCAAUCUUCAGGAUUUCAGUCACCUGGAGAACAGGGAUUUGGUGGCUAUUAUUGCAGUCCUGGAGUACAACCAGUGGUUCACAAAGCUCUCAACCAAGGAUUAUAAACUGCAGAACCCCCUACCCCUGCCUCCUUCCUCAACCUCCUCCAGCAUUCGGAGUGUUUUGACUACCCUCCGCUUCCCGACCUCCACUCUCUGCAACGGAACCAGCCUCAGAUCUGCAGACGUCUGUGAGCAGAUCCUGAGGGUGGUGGCCCGCUCCAGUCGCCUGGAGGAGCUGGUGCUGGACAACGCGGGACUCAAAACGGACUUUGUACAGAAGCUGGCUAAUGCGCUGGCCCAUAAUUCCAGCUCAGGGCUCCAUACUCUAAACCUUGCCAACAACCCACUUGAGGACAGAGGAAUCGCCUCUUUGGGUGCCCAGUUUGCCAAACUCCGCAAGGGCCUCACACAUCUCAAUUUCUCCAAAACCUCACUGUCGCCCAAAGGGGUGAAUAGCCUUGCCCAGUCACUCAGUGCCAACCAGUCCAUCCCCAGCACUCUCACCCACCUCGACCUCUCAGGGAAUAUACUGCGGGGAGACGACCUCACGAAUUUUUACAACUUCCUCGGCCAACCGAACAGCUUGACCACACUGGACCUUUCCAACACUGACUGCUCACUCGACCUGGUCUGCUCCGCUCUGCUCCGAGGCUCUGUACAGCACCUUGCUGUUCUCAACAUGUCCAAGGGAAUUUUCCCCCAUAGGAAGGGAAAGGACAUACCUCCUGCAUUUAAGCACUUCUUCAGUAGUGCCCUGGUCCUGAGCAGCAUCAACGUGUCUGGAACUAAACUACCACCUGAGGCCUUAAAAGCUCUUCUCCUGGGACUAGCCAGUAAUCCAAAUAUUAAGGAGGUUUCAUUAGAUCUUAGUUGCUGUGAGCUUGGCCACUGUCUGAGGUCAGGAGGCUGUCAGAUCCUGGAGGGCUGCAUCGCUGAAAUCCCCAACAUCUCCAGCCUGGAUAUCUCAGAUAAUGGACUCGACUCGGAUAUGGCCACCUUGUUAGUGUGGCUGGCCAAGAACCGAUCAAUUCGUCAUCUCUCUCUGGGAAAAAACUUCAACAACAUCAAAUCAAAAAACCUGGCGGCUGUCCUGGACAACCUAGUGCACAUGAUCCAGGAGGAGGAAUUGCCGCUAACAUCCCUGUCCCUGGCGGACUCCAAGCUGAAGACAGACCUGACCAUUGUGCUGAAUGCGCUGGGCAGCAACACCUCGCUGACACGGGUGGACAUCAGUGGGAAUGGCAUGGGGGACAUGGGGGCUAAGAUGUUAGCCAAAGCGCUACAGAUCAACAGCAAACUUAGGACCGUCAUGUGGGACAGGAACAACGUCAGCCCACAAGGCCUGCAGGAUGUGGCAGCAGCACUGGAGAAGAACUUCACCAUCAGGUUUAUGCCCAUCCCCAUCAUCGACGCGUCUCAGGCGCUCAAAGCCAGCCCAGAGAAGACUGAGGAUGCCCUGCUCAGGAUUGAGCAAUACCUGUUCAGAAACCAUGAGACCCGGAAAUACCUCCAGGAACAAGCUUACAGGUUGCAGCAGGGCAUCGUCACAACAACCACACAGCAGAUGAUUGACCAGAUUUGCGUGAAGGUCCAAGACCACCUCAACUCGUUAAGGAAUUCUGAGGCAGACACGGUCGUAGAGGAUAUCAAGACCGCAGAGAACCUGAUGAAGGACGCCAGAAACUCUAAAACACUCCUGCCCAACCUGUACCACCUGGGGGCGAUCUCCAGGGAGGAGCUGAAUGGCUCCACAGUGGGCCCCAUCCAGGAGAAGCUCGACUCCAUGGCGGGGGAGGUGGCCCGGGUCAUGGACGAACAAUUACAGAGUUUGCUGGAGUCAAUGGUGGAUUCAGCAGAAGGUCUGUGUCCGCACGUGAUGCGGAAGGCCAACCUGCGACAGGACCUGAUGAAGGCUUGCGUGGGCAAGAUGGUGGUCCCCCGCAGCUUUGUCAAGGACACCCUACUGGAGCAGUCGGGCAUCGACAUCAUCAAUAAGAUCAGUGAGGUGAAGCUGAGCCUCGCCUCCUUCCUGUCAGACCGCAUUGUUGAUGAGAUACUUGUAUCGCUCUCCAGUUCCCAACAUACACUGGCUGAGCACUUGUGCAGGAAGGGGCAGGCACUGACACGGCAGGGCUCGCUGGAUCUGGACGUGCCCGAGGAGAGAGGCUCCAAACGGGGCACACUGGAGCUCAUGGAGGGUGAGAGGCUGGAUGACCUCGAGACCUGCAUGACUCUGUGCUGUACCAGUAUGACCCCAAAGUCCAAGAGGAAGAGCAUUCACAGCCGAAUGCUGCGGCCAGUCUCUCGUGCCUUUGAGAUGGAGUUUGACCUGGACAAGGCUCUGGAGGCCGUGCCCGUCCAUCUGGACGACCAGGCGGCUUCCAGUAAGCUGGAGAAGAAGGCGUCGGGAGCCAUGGGCGAGCUGCCCUCAGAGGAGUGCAAGAAGCUCCAGCACUUCACCAAGCUCAGGCCCAAGAGGAACAAGAAGACCAACUCCAGCAAGGUCCCACAAAUCAGCCCUGCUCCCCCACAGGAGGGAGAGCAGAACGGCCUCAUGGGAAGAGUGGACGAGGGAGUGGACGAGUUCUUCUCCCGGAAAGUCAGCAAAAUGGACAAACGGCCUUUCCUCAGGAGCUCCGACUCACAGGAUGGUGAGAAGAAGAAGAAAGGAGGCUUCCUGAACCUCAUCAAGUCCCGCUCCUCCAGAUCGGACAAGAGCCAUGCCCCGGCCCCAGCCCCAGCCCAAGCCCCAGCCCCAGCUCCUGCCCCCACCGCCUCUGCCUCUGCCUCCUGCUCCACACCAGCCUCUGCACCAGCAUCAACCCCCGUGGUCCUGGAGGAGCCCUCCUCACCCAAAGUGAGGAGCCCAGUCCCAGAGGCCAGGGCCCGGCCCCCGGCAUCAGCGGCGACAGAGCGCAGCAGCAGUUCGGACCGCUCGGAGGAGCUGAGGACGCCCGACUCCAUAGACUCUCUGGACUCGGCCGAGGGCAGCCCCCAGAGCGGCAGGCGCUACGGGGUGCAGGUCAUGGGCUGUAACCUACUGGCUGAGAUGAAGGCCAAGCAGGAGAAGAGGGCAUUCGGCUCACAUAAGAUACCAGACUCCGGGUCAAGUCUGGACAGACCCGAGACUCCUGGGUCAGUUAAGGGCCAGCCUGCCAGCGCAGAAAAUAAACAUCCUGCUGGACUGAAGGGGGAAGGGGCAGUUGGUUCUGAGAAGCCCGCAGUGACGGAGUCUAAAUCUGACAAGCCUGAGAAGCCGGAGAGGCCCGACCCGGCAUUGAAACCCAAAGCCCCGUGUGCCGCUCAGACGCCCCCCAGUCCGAAGCCCCCGCCUCAGGGGAGCAAACCGACCCUGGCUGCCCGGCCUUCCAUCCCUCAGAAGCCACGGCCCAGCUGCAAGAGCACUGACGAAGCCCCUGACUCUCCUGGAGCUAGUACGCCCCCUAAAGGACCAGGUCUGCCACACAGCCUGAAGAGAGUGCCCUCAUUGAAGGAGGGACCCACGCUGGGGAGCAGACGCACCCCUCAGGAGGCGGAGCUUCCAGCAGAGGCUAGUGUGCCCGACCUAGGCCAGGACCUCGAGCGACUGGUGACAGCCCCCAGGGUCCGACCCCUGCGCCGCACCUCCAGCGCCACUGCUGAGGAGGAGACCCAGCCGCAGGCGGGCCGGACUUCCCUUACAUGGCCCGUAAAGCAGGGAUCCACAUCCGACUCCCCCCAGAGCUCCAGCCUAGGCCCCGGCCGACUCGCAGCGAGAGAGAACGGCACCAAGCCCAAGGACCGGGACAAGAGCAAGGAGGAGGUCGGCGGCAACAAAGACUUUGUAUUUAUCUGAGAAGGGUGCGCAGAGACGUAAUGGCCCCACUGUGUCCACUUGCUUCCUUCUCCACAAGAGCCAUCAGGAAAUGCUAUGAGACUGUUAGAGAAGCUGCCUUCCACCUCUACUGUAGCGCACCCCUCAGGUCCCCCCUUACGUCAGGCAUCUCUCUUUUGGAGAACCAAACUAGAAUCGGUUUAACCUUUGAACUAUUGUUAGGGAGAUUUGAUUGUUUUGGUGAGUUCUUCCAGAAGUUUGUUUCUUUCCAGACCCCCCCACUGAAGAGGAGGUCAUCCUUAAAACCUGCACAUUGUAGUCCCCCCC
Molecule: messenger RNA, 5982 nt
Organism: Clupea harengus (Atlantic herring)
Lineage: Eukaryota; Metazoa; Chordata; Actinopteri; Clupeiformes; Clupeidae
Product: F-actin-uncapping protein LRRC16A
Exons: 41
Coding region: 1219-5676 (1485 amino acids)
Biological process (GO): regulation of Arp2/3 complex-mediated actin nucleation; cell migration
Cellular component (GO): plasma membrane; lamellipodium
Molecular function (GO): protein binding
Source: RefSeq, a predicted model, not a curated record